GCGUGGCACGGGAGGCGCCGUCGGUUGGCCGGCGGCGGGCGGGGGCGGGCCAUGGCGCUGCUGCUGUGCCUGGCCCUGACAGCGGCGCUGGCCCGCGGCUGCUUGCACUGCCACGGCAACUUCUCGGAGAAGUUCUCCUUCUACCGCCAUCACGUGAACCUCAAGUCCUGGUGGGUGGGCGACAUCCCCGUGUCGGGCUCGCUGCUCACUGACUGGAGCCAGGACACAAUGAAGGAGCUGCACCUGGCCAUCCCCGCGGAGAUCACCUGGGAGAAGCUGAACCAAGUGGCGAACGUCGUGUACCAGAGAAUGGAUCAACUGUACCAGGGGAAGCUGUAUUUCCCUGGGUAUUUUCCCAACGAGCUGCGAGCUAUCUUCCGGGAGCAGGUGCACCUCAUCCAGAAAGCCAUCAUCGAAAGCCGCAUCGACUGUCAGCGUCACUGCGGGUGCGGCCGCCUCUGGUGUGUUACAGGCAUCUUCCAGUACGAGACCAUCUCCUGCACCAACUGCACGAACUCACACGUCGUCUGCUUUGGCUACAGCUGCGAGUCGUCGGCAGAGUGGAAGGCAGCAGUGCAGGGCCUCCUCCAGCACAUAAAUAACUGGAGCAAGUAAGUAGUUGCCGCUCCGCAAAGGCAGUGUGCAUGUGCGUCCUCGUGGGUGAGUAUGCGCCGGGGCAGCCACAGAAGGCAGCACCUGCCCCCGGUGUGGCGGGCCCAGCCUCUACCUCCCAGGGUCUCUGAGCUCGUCUGGCACGAGGGGGCACAUCCCGGUUAAGUGGUCCCCAGAGUCUGGUCCUACCCCUGCCCCAGGCUGGUGGCAGGCUGUGAUCGGAGCUGGGGAGGGCGCCCCCUGGUGGAGGCGUGCUCCAGUGGAGGCACCUCAGGGCCACAGGCACAGCCUCAGCCCCAAAGCUCAGAGCUAACUGGGGCCCCAUUGUGUCUUUCAGACAGAACACCAACACAAGGUAAGCCCCCCGCAACAAGGCCCGUCCUCCUGGAGCGGGGGUGUGUGGCGUGGGGUUGUCCCGGUCAGUGGGGGAGGGCAGGGGUGUUGGAUGGGGUGGGCACAGCCGGGCAGGGCUCCCUCUCUGCACCUGGGACAUGUGGACAUCACCUCUGCAACCCCGCCCAUGCCAUCACUGCAUGAAUAAACAUGAGCUCCUCCUGCCCCUAGCCUGGACACACAGAACCACUCCAGCCUUUUGAGUGACCCAGUGGGGGUAGGCCGCAGGGACAUGGGUGGACUCCAGGGGCAGGAGUUGUGCCUAAGCCAGAGAUCAGAACCCCAUGCCCCCCCACCAUUGCUGCCUUCGCAGCCCUAGUCGUGGGAGUGUAGGGCGUGACCCCACUGCUGUCCUAGGGAUGUGAGAACAGGCAAGGCCUCCGAGUUCAGCUUGAGGGUCUGUCUGCAGCCCUGUCACAUGCCCAGCUGGGAUGAGGGGCCCAGGCCUCCAGCAAAACCCCACCAGGGAGAGCAAGGUGUGGGAGGGGAAGAAGGACUGGGGCACCCACGUCUCCUUGCAGCUUGAUAUCACCAAGCUUCAGGUGUCUGGAGUCCUCGCACCUGGCCAACCUGACUCUGGAAAACGCCUCCAAGUGCCUGAUACAGCACUGAGGGCGGCCAGGCCAGCCAGACCCGCCCCCGCCAUGGUGCGGGGCCUCCGCUGGACCGCCUCAGCCUGGCGCUGUGGAGCAGGCCUGCUGCUGCCUGGGUGCUCCACCCGGCUCGGAGCCCGGGCUGGGCCGGGCUGGGGCUGGGAGGACGGGAAGGGAGGUAGAUGGGUUUGUAUAUAGCGGCAGGAUCACAGCUGUUUGAGGGAAUGAUUAAAUAUCCCUGACAUUUCUCAUCC
This is a messenger RNA of Orcinus orca (killer whale), 1852 nucleotides long. It is a transcript of the gene IZUMO4, whose product is annotated as IZUMO family member 4. Lineage: Eukaryota; Metazoa; Chordata; Mammalia; Artiodactyla; Delphinidae. Bases 52 to 615 code for a protein of 187 amino acids. The record is from RefSeq and is a predicted model, not a curated record. The transcript is spliced from 7 exons. Gene Ontology annotation, cellular component: nucleus.